GCUCUCAUUAUGUUCGUUAUUCGGCGAAAUUGGGAGUAAAUUACAAUCACAAGAGGUACAUACAUAUGUAUAUUCAAAAACAACGGAAAUUUUUGGUUUUUGCAAACAAGAUUUAUUCAUUUGUCUAUAUUAAUGUUGUCGCCUACAAAAUAGUCCCCAUUAGAUAUUAUCAACUUACUUCUUCCAAUCGUCGAAACACUUCUCAAAUCCGAAUUUUGGGAUGGCCUUUUGUCACAUUAUUUGUUUAACACACCUCGUUUGUGGUAUCUUAUAUAUAUAAUAUAGUACAUGGACUCACAUUGUUAACUGAGAUAACAGUUUCUUAUUAAUAUUAUCCACAUACAAGAAAAUAAAAGCAUUAUUCAGUAAAUACUAUUUCUGUGGUAAGAUCCUUUCGAUCUUCUAUUCUACUAACAAGAUAAUUUACGCAAAAGAGUAUGGCAUUUAGUUAUAAUUCUGUACCAAAUAAAUAGAAAAAGUCAAGCUAGGUUAAUGUUAAAAAUUUUUUUGUGUGAAAACAACUCUAAAGUUUAACCAAUUUCCGAACAUUUCCCAUUGUAAUCUUAUAGCCUACAAUCCACAUUCCACUACAACUGAAUGUCAUUUUCAAAAUUUUCAAGGAAUUUAUCUGAUGGUUUAAAAUAGGAUGAGUUUUAGAGAAGUUAAUUGGUUUAUUUAAAUCAAUUACGACAAUAAAUUUGGUGCAAAUGUCUAUUGGUUGGUGAAAUUUAAAAUUGUUUCUGAUAUGAAUAAUUUUGUCACUCGAAUGCCAUCUUGGCAAACGGUAACCUACACAAGCACACUAAAUCGAUCCAGAAAGGAGCCCCAGAAUAUGAAUAAAAAUUUGAAAAAGAAGCCAUUGCGUGAAAGCCAACUACAACAAAGGGGAAUCAAUUUAAGUCCCUCUUUGCAAAAUAAUCGGCGAUUAAGCAUACGAGACGAACAUUUAUUGAAAAUAUUUGCUAGCAAACCUGAUCAGCCAUUAGUGCCGUCAAACGAAGAUAGUGGAUUGAGCAGUAGUUCGCAUUGUUCUUUUGAUCAUUUCAAUGUUGACAUUAAUCAAUUAUUGCUUGUAGAAAAGCACAACUUGUGUAAGUACACGACACUGAAAAUAUAAGCAAUGAUUUUGUUUUCAAUAUUUUGAAAAUUAAGAUUUUGUCAAAUUUAUUUUUUACACAAAAAAAAAUCUCAAAAAGCUAUAAAACUAAAUUUCAUGUGUACUAAAUUAUUUAUAAUAAAUGGCGAAUUGAGCGACUAUGUGAGCAGUCCCGAUGAUAUGCUUCAACAAGAAAAGUUCCUAAUUUCCCAAUCGCCACCAGUAACAUUUAAUGAAGUAAUUUAUGAAGAUAUCGAAAACAAUCGCACAGGAAUUACAGCUGAUACUCCUAACUCCAAUAUUGAAUACAUAACCAACACGCAAAUAAACACAAAUACAUCCACUAAAGAACCUACUAAACAAACAACAUUAAGUAAAAAUCCUCAAAUGGCACGCAUACAACGCGAUCUUAACAGUCCUUCAGCAUCAUUACGAGUCCGCGCGAUCAGAGCAUUAAAGAAUCCCAUAAAUGGGGAUUACACAAAUUUUGAUAUCCCACAUGAGGAACAAAACAUUAUCAGUUUAGAAGAAUACCAGCCAUCUCCACCGCCAUCAAUAGAGGAGCUCAUGCACGACAUUGUAGUGUAUGUUGAAGUGCGUACUGGCGAAGAUAAUCGAUCAGAAGGAGUGAAAAAGGUUAUUUCACAACUAGGUGCACGCGUAAAUGACAAAUUACUAAGAGGUACAACACAUGUGAUAUUUAAAGACGGUUUGCUAUCCACGUACAAAAAAGCUAAAAACUGGAACAUACCGGUUGUUUCGAUUUUGUGGAUUGAAGCUUGCAAAAAAAAGCGGAUGAUAUGUGAUCCAAAUGAGUUUCCAAUAUCAAAUAUAGAUCGCUAUGAAAACCCCGAACUAUACGAAAAAAUGAAGCGCCACAAGUCCAUGCAGCCGGACUCAGAAUGCAAUAAACGCAUUCGACUGAGACAGGGUACACCUAAAGACUCUACACCUAAGGCUGUAACGGUUCCUAAAACACCUUCAGCUAUAAAUAAUACGCCCAAAUCUAGUAGAAAACAGAGUGAUAUAAGUCAAUACUUCAAAAAAUUAACCAACGCUAAUAGCACACCCAUGACUGAUAACAAUAGUUUGCCUGGGUCAACAAUAUCGAUAACGAAAUCUGAUUUUCCUGAGUCACCUGCUACGCAACUAUUAAAUAGAAUUGAGAGCAACUCAUUUACACCACUUCAACCUAGAAAAUUUCAAAGUGCAGCCAACUCAACAACUUUAGAAGUGGUUAUGUCUUUAAAGCCAUCUAACAGUGGUGAUGUAUCGGAGCAGACUAUAGUAUCAACUGAAUCAAGGAAAAACCUAGAAUUUAUUCCUUCUGAGUCGAGGUCGGCUAAAAAGAAAGUUGUUCCUUCGCCAUCUCCAAAGAAGCGUAUUCCUCAUCGACGUACCAGUGUUCAGAUGCCUUUAGCGCAAAGUACAAGUGCUUAUUCGCUACAGUUGACUGAGACUGAUACGUCCGGACGUGUUACGCGUCGGCGAAGCUCAAUACAUACCGCAGUUAACAUGAGCCUGAGUACAAUCGACCCAAAUACACCUGAUUCAAGAUCGAAUGUCAAUUAUACAACAUUUAGUCCAAUACACGAAGAGAAUCGAAAAGGUGCGACUAUGUCUAAUGUUAAUAAAGCAUCUAAUCAGCAAAUUCCACGUGGAGAUAAAACUCGCCUAAGAGGACGACGCACAAUAUUUUCUUAUAAAACCCCCGAAAUUUCACCACAAAAGAAAACGAAAACACCGAGUCGACGCACACUAUAUACACCAAAAACCAUAGAGGAAUCCAUUUCUGAACUGGCGAUAAUAAAAACAAAUGAAUCAUCAAAAGUACUAGACGAAAGCUUAUUACGAUUUGCUCUAACACCAACGACAAUAUUAGACAGCAAAGGGAGUUCACAAGAAAAUCUAAAUAAAAACGAUGGUUCAUUACUUGAAGAUCAUUCAUCUACUAUGGUGUUUAGUUCUACGCGCCUACCUAGCACCAAUCGAAGACGUACACUAUUCGACGUUUCUAUGGAUAUAAUACAACAACGCUUACACAAUAUAAAUAAUUCUGCAAAACGAUCAGUGGCAAAGGAGUUGACUUCUCAUGAUCAAAGUCCAAAUAUAGUUUCAUCUAAAACUAAUAUUGAUUCUGCGGUAGCAAAAAACCCAAGUAAGAUUGAUGGCGAAAGCUCUUCACAAGUUACUCCAACAGCACCUACCCCAGAAAGCAUAAUUUCAACGCCCAAGGCUGUUACAAAACGCAAAUUAUUUGUGCCAAAUGAUACUUCACUAAUUUUAUCUGCCAACCCUCCGGGAUCAGUUAAGAAGAGCCCAAAUGAAGCACGAGUAAAGCGUAGACGAACCAUUACAACGCAACCGAAAGAAAAACGAGUAAUGACAAAAUCCCGUAACAAUAUCACCGUAAAUACAAAGUCACGCUCAGAAGUUAUUAUCCCACCUUCGUCGAUAGGACAGGUGUCGAAUUUAACCAAAAGUGUUGCACAGUUAGUGCCUAUGUUAGGGAAUGAGUUAGCCGAUAGUGAAAAUGGCGAAACAUCGAAGAAGUCGUAUACAUCCCUACCUGCGACAGCAGUAAACGGCAAAAUAAAUGGAUCGAGUACUACAAUAAACGCUACCAACGCAGCAAAUGCACCAGUAUCACAAACAUUUUUGAAGAACGAGGCCCAUGUGAUGACGGCUGCCCCGCUACCAAAAUUAAAAGGAUCUUUUAUGAGCAUAAUUUCCAGUAAUACAUCUGACACCACAGUAAAGCAACAAUUGCAACAAGAUAUGGGAGUUGAUGAAAACAUCGCAAUAAAUACUCCGUCCCUUACCACGGUAUUAUCACAAGCUUCAACUACGCCGUCUAUAGCAACUGAAAACCCGAAAAUGCCAUCUACAUCGGGCUCAACUAUGCUCCUAACGAAUCAAACAGCACCAAAAGUCGUUAAAAAAUCACAAAUGAGUGAAAUCCCAGACAAAGCCAAGGAUGCAGUUGAAGUGGGGGCGUCCGGUUGUACGCUAAUAUCAAAAAAUACACUCGGUGGUAAUAAAAAAUGGCCAUAUAUUGUAUGCACGAACAUGCACCGGGAGCAGAUCAAAGUGAUGCGCGAGGCAAUUGCUGAACUUGGUGGUCUUCAACUGAAUCACUGCGUUAACGACGAUACUACACACUUGGUGAGUUACGAGCCGCGUAGGACGCUUAAUUUAUUAAGAGGACUAAUACGCGGUCUGUGGAUACUAGACUAUAAGUGGGUGCUGGACUCACUGAAAGCUGGAUGUUGGUUGAAUGAGGAAGAAUAUGAAUUAAGAGUGUUUUCACGCGCCAUUGAGAUAUGUCGUACGGAACGACAGGCUUUUGGCAAUACAUACAAAUGUGAACUAUUUGCGGAUUUAGGUACAUUUUAUAUAUCUUCGCGUUGCGGUCCAAUCUCAAAAGAAAAUCUAAAGGAGUUAAUUGAACUAUGCGGCGGAAAAGUGGUAGAUCAUCGCAAACGAGCCAAAUACAUACUCGGUGAUCCACACAAAACCCUGGAAGAUAAAGUCUAUGUAACUCCAUUUUGGGUAUUGGAUAGCAUAACACAUAUGCAAGUGAUGCGCCAACAAAAGUAUACCUAUGUUACCAACACAGUUGUAAAGCCUCAGCCACAAUUACUGCAAGUAAAUGUUGAGCCUGCUGUUUCUUCGCCACCUGUUGCAUCUGGCUCAGCAUUUAUAAAUAAUACAUAGUAUAUUGAUGUGACAAUUUAAUAUUUGCUCGUUUCGACGGAGAAUUUGUAACGGGUAGUGUUUUCCAUAUUGCAAUCAUAGCACAUAGUAUUUUAGUCAAUAAAAUAGGUAAAUAAAAUUUUUUAAACUAGAUUUUGAAUAAA
This is a messenger RNA of Bactrocera oleae (olive fruit fly), 4956 nucleotides long. RefSeq names its product Microcephalin (gene MCPH1). NCBI's taxonomy places the organism in Eukaryota, Metazoa, Arthropoda, Insecta, Diptera, Tephritidae. The record is from RefSeq and is a predicted model, not a curated record. Gene Ontology annotation, biological process: mitotic cell cycle.